GAAAAUACAUCGAAUUCGUUUUUCGUCCGCAAACACCAAUGGAGGAGGCGUACGGUGGUUGCGUACAAGGUGAAACUGGACGUGCCCAUCACGGAUGUUACGGUUACACGUCGUAGUUUAUGCAUGAAUAUGCAAUAUCAAAACAGCAGACGUAGGGCGGCGUGCGAUAAACGCAUAAAAAUAUUCGAGUAUAAUCGCAAUUAAAUGUGCAAUAAUAAUGCGAACGACGUGCAGCGCGAACGAAACGCGUCGGUGCUCGUGCACGCGAGCGGUAACGAAGCUUUACUGACCGAUGAUUUCAACAAUAAAUCGACCGGCACAAACUGUGCUUAAAAGGCGUUGUCAAUGUAAUAGACGGUCGGAUCGGAGCCAACAAUAAAAUAUCGCCAAAGUGGGUUGCCUCUUCCGCAUUCGUCCUAACCGUGAUCUCUGCGAACGGUUGAUACGUCGACGAUCGUACGCGGCGCGUUUAAGCAUCGAUGCGGAUGCGAAUUAGGAGAGAAUGCACUUUAAUAUUACCGACAGUUUCGUCAGCUGAUCGUCGCUUAAAAACAACAUGUGAAGGAUGCACCGCGAGACGAAGCUUUGAAUCGAACCAUCCCCGCGGUACUGGUCGCUACAGUCCAAUUUAUAUUUUAUAAAACCUUUCGAUCCUGUGAGAGCGGAGGCACGGGGACGAGCCUCGCGAAAGGGAAAUGGGAAAUAAAAGUAGCUGCUGCGUUUAUUCCAGUCCUCAGGUUGGACGCAAGGAAUUAGGAUGUUACACCGCCGAAAGUGUAACACGCGGUCUCGAAGAACACCUUCCCGAAGGAGGUAUCAGUGUAAAUAAUUUACAACACAUAAGCGAACGCGAACCAGAAGACUGGGACUCUGAUCCAUCGUUGCACCCCUGUGCUGGUACAAUUUUUAUGGAAAGGUCGAAACAAGCCAUCGAAAUCUUAAUAUCGUCGCGGUGUCAUUGUCUUGUUCGUAUUUUAGACGGCAUGGUCAGGAAAAAGAGUCAGCACCAAAUCGCAGAUAUAAGGCCUUUGAAAAAGAGUAGCAGUUGCAGUACGAUAUAUUUGGACGACAGCACUGUUUCCCAACCAAAUUUAAAAAACACUGUGAAAUGCGUUGCCUUAGCUAUUUAUUAUCACAUUAAAAAUAGAACUUCACAUCGACAGAUUGAUAUAUUUGACGAAAAACUCCAUCCGUUGACGAGAGAAGGAGUUACAGACGAUUACGAUAAGCAGAAUCCGGAACACAAACAGAUUUAUAAAUUUGUGAGGACAUUAUUCAACGCUGCUCAACUUACAGCUGAAUGUGCCAUUAUAACGUUAGUCUACUUGGAACGUCUGCUAACUUACGCGGAGAUAGAUAUAACGCCAGCAAAUUGGAAACGUAUAGUACUCGGAGCUAUUUUAUUAGCGUCGAAGGUAUGGGACGACCAGGCAGUGUGGAACGUGGAUUAUUGUCAAAUACUUAAGGAUAUUACGGUAGAGGAUAUGAACGAGUUGGAGAGGCAGUUUUUGGAGAUGCUACAGUUCAAUAUAAACGUUCCUUCAAGCGUGUACGCUAAAUAUUAUUUCGAUCUCCGCACGCUCGCAGAAGCAAACGAAUUGACAUUCCCCAGCGAGCCGCUGAGCAAGGAGAAAGCUCAGAAGUUGGAAGCCAUGUCCAGGGUGUACGAGGAUAAAGUCACCGCCGAGGCUUUACGUACUGGUAUUAAGAGAUGGUCGAGUUUAGAUAACGUAUGCAUAGGCGGACCUAGACGUAGUAUUGCCAUUCUAUCCUAAAUUUCGGAUGUUAAGUGAGUACAGUACGUACACGAGUUGUCCAUACCUUCUCGGUCGAGGUACGUGAGGAAACAAACAAGUUUUGAAGAACUACUUUAGCAUAGUAUUAAACAAUUUUAAAUUUUCAUGAGCAUAUCAUUUCUAUCGGUCGGUCGUUUCUACGUUGUUUCACUUAAGCGUUUCGACGAUGAGACGCAAGUUCUAUCGGCUUGUUUGUGCAAUUCUGGUAUGUCGUUCUCUCCAAUAGUUUCGAUUUGUAUAAUAAUAGGGUACGGUCAAUUAUCUCGAUUACCUUAAACGAUAUGGGAAACUAAUUUGUCUUCAUUUCAUUUUAUCCAAAUAAUCGACAGUUACUAAGAGAGUUCGUUUUUUAAUCAGGGACCUCUUAAUACAGUAAAAUAAAAUAGUGAAAUGUUACAUAAGCAAAGGUAACGAUAAAUUUUUUACUAUACUGUCAGUGCUUCUUUGAUUAAAAAGAACAAAUUGUGAUAUAUAUUAU
Messenger RNA from Ceratina calcarata, 2274 nucleotides. It is a transcript of the gene CycY, whose product is annotated as cyclin Y. Gene Ontology annotation, molecular function: protein kinase binding. The transcript is spliced from 4 exons. NCBI's taxonomy places the organism in Eukaryota, Metazoa, Arthropoda, Insecta, Hymenoptera, Apidae. Gene Ontology annotation, biological process: regulation of cyclin-dependent protein serine/threonine kinase activity. The record is from RefSeq and is a predicted model, not a curated record. The coding region runs from base 696 to 1775 and encodes 359 amino acids.